This is a messenger RNA of Tachysurus vachellii, 5287 nucleotides long. It is a transcript of the gene ppm1e, whose product is annotated as protein phosphatase, Mg2+/Mn2+ dependent, 1E. The transcript is spliced from 7 exons. The record is from RefSeq and is a predicted model, not a curated record. Bases 225 to 2027 code for a protein of 600 amino acids. Lineage: Eukaryota; Metazoa; Chordata; Actinopteri; Siluriformes; Bagridae. Gene Ontology annotation, biological process: protein dephosphorylation; negative regulation of protein kinase activity. Gene Ontology annotation, molecular function: cation binding; protein serine/threonine phosphatase activity.
ACCACCGGAUGACGUAGUCGCCCAAUCAGCGGGGCGCUCUUUCUAUUUUCUACUUAACUCCGCCCCUCGUCUCUGACGUCACCAGCACGGCUCGUUAACGCGCUCUCGCGUGCACGCGCGCACCUGCAGCUCGUUCAUGACUCCAGCCAGCAGAUCCUCCUCACUCUUCUUCUCCUCCUCCUCUUCCUCCGUGUGUGUGCUGUGUCCGGGAAUGAGAAGGAGUGAUGGCGGGCUGUGGCAGCGAGGAGAAAGCUUACCGCCGCUUCCUGGAGCUGUUCCUCAGGGAGAUGCGGCCACCUUUACCGGAGGACUCACCUGUUCCCGCGCGCCCGCUGUCUGACACGCUGGUGGAGGACGAGCUGGAGGGAGAAAGUCUGGACCUGUGUCUCCAGCACCUGUGUAAAUAUAACUGCCCGUUCCCCCUGGCGGCAGGUUUGGCCCGUAGUACAGCCGACAGCGUUCUUCAGACUGAUCUCUCCAGCUGUCACAUCACCAAGAGCACUGAGGACGGCACAGAGACCGAAACGGUUCCCCAGAUUGAAGCAGUGAAGUUGGCUCGUCUGGUGUUUAAUAAGCUGUGUGAGACAUGCUGCUUGUGGCUGAAGGGUUUCCCGUCACGACGCCGCUCUCAGACCUACUACGAGACCUCCAUCCACGCCAUUAAAAACAUGCGGCGCAAGAUGGAAGACAGACACGUCAUCAUCCCUGACUUUAACACACUUUUCAACCUGAAGGAUCAGGAGGAUCAGGCAUACUUCGCCGUGUUUGAUGGUCACGGUGGCGUCGACGCUGCAACCUACGCUGCAAAUCAUCUCCAUGUCAACCUGGUGAAGCAGGAGAUGUUUAGCCAGGACCCUGGAGAAGCUCUGUACAAAGCCUUCAAAGUCACAGACGAGCGAUUCGUAAAGAAAGCUUCACGAGAGAACCUACGCUGUGGAACCACUGGGGUCGUGACCUUCCUGCGAGGUCAGACUCUGUAUGUUGCCUGGCUUGGAGACUCUCAGGUCAUGCUGGUGAAAAAAGGACAAGCAGUGGAGCUGAUGAAACCCCACAAACCAGACCGAGAGGAUGAGAAACGGAGGAUCGAGGCUCUGGGUGGGUGUGUGAUUUGGUUUGGGACGUGGAGAGUGAACGGCAGCUUGUCCGUGUCCAGAGCCAUCGGAGACUCUGAGCACAAGCCGUACAUCUGUGGUGACGCUGAUCACAUGCUGCUCCCUCUGGACGGCACUGAGGAUUAUCUGAUCCUGGCGUGUGAUGGUUUUUAUGACACGGUGUGUCCGGAGGAGGCGGUGCGUGUCGUCUCUGAUCACCUGCAGGAGAAUAACGGAGACACGGCCAUGGUGGCGCACAAACUGGUGGCCUCGGCCCGCGACGCCGGCUCGAGCGACAACAUCACAGUCAUCGUAGUGUUCCUCAGGGACCCGCGGGCUCCGCCUCCAUCUGUGGAGCAGCAAGAAGAAGAAGAGGUGGAACCUGAAGAGGAAGAGGAAGUGGAUGAAGAAGAGGAGGAGGAAGAGGAGGCGAUGCAGGGUGAGUUGGUGUGUCAGGACGGCGGUGGGGAGAACGGAGGGAAAGUGCGUGGCGGCUGGCCCCUGCAGCAGUGCUCGGCUCCCGCCGAUCUGGCCUACGAAGAGCGCACCGACUCCUUCACGGACAGGACGAGUCUGAGCACCACGGGGCCCGAACUCCUGCUCACCACCGGGGGCUGCUUCUGUCCCUCUACCAGCAGGUCAGACCUGGGCAUGAGAGGAGGAGGAGGACGCCGUCGGCUGUGUCCCAAACCUCGGGUCCCGUCCUGCAGCGGAGGCUGGGUGGAAGCGGCGUCUCUGUUCCCUCAACAGGGACGGAGAAAGAGGAGGCUAGAUGAAGAGCUGGAGCGCAGGAAGGAGGGAAAGCGGAGCAUCCGAAAGAGGAGCGAGUGCCGUGAGACCCUGAGCUCCUGGCCUCAAGUACCUGAGCCGCCGCGUUACGCCGAGACCCGGCCAGGUGUCGCCCUUCCUCGCUUAACACACGAAUACGCCAUCUAAAUCCACCCCCUCACACGUACAUGCGCACACACUAUACACACACACACACACACACACACACACACACACACACACCAUGUUCACAUUAAUGUCUAAUAUUCAUUAUUGCCUCCUGCUGGGCAAAGCCACAUUUUACAAACAUGCUACAAUCUCUCUCACACUCACACACUCACACUCACUCUCACACACACACACACACACACACACACACACACACACACACACAGAAAUGAGCUAGACCAGAGAUGGUGUAGAAUAUUUUUAGUGACUGAACGUUCUGCCGUUUUUAUUAUUUAUUUCUGCGUCUUCUUUAAACAAUUUAACAACACAAUUCUCACAUUUUAGCUGAUUUUCUCUUUGUGUAGUUACUAACUAGCAGCGUGUCGUUCCUGACGUAGCGGACGGUCCCUCGCUCCGACACCACGGAACUAAAAGCUCUGAUUACCUUUUAACAGUGAAAACAAAUCGUUAAAGUUUAAACUCCGUGCUGCUGUAAGCGGUCGUGUCGGUUUAGAGCCACACACUCGUCCACACACUGGGGGGUUCGCAGGGUUUCCAGCCUCCACACGUCUUCCUCAGGUUAGAGUGAGAAUAAGGACAGAAGACCACAUGAUAUAAAACAUUUAGAAAUGUAGGUUGUUCACUGACAGACUUAAAGUCACUGCAUGGCUCCUCUGAGUCUGUUAGAAAACGGUAGCAGAGUUUUUUAACUUUAUUCACCAAACAUUUUACUCAGUACGAGUUUCAACACUUGGGCUGAGCGAGCGGUUCUGUCAGAGACGCAGACGCACUCGCUGUGUUCAUGGUGACGUAGAGACCAAAGAAAGGCCUUCAGCCGUGUGUGUGUGAGAGAGACAGUACCUUGUACAGAGUGGUACACUUGGUGUGUGAGGACAUCAGCACUUUCCCUUUUUAUGUCAGCUGCUCUGUGUGCUGUUGAACAGUAGAAUAGUGUGUGAGCACAGAGGAAGCUGCUGAAGUGAACCGUGUGUGUGUUGAGGGAUGAGACGUGUGUGUUGGUCCGUGUGUGUUGAGGGAUGAGACGUGUGUGUUGAGGGAUGAGACGCCGUAAAUCCCCCCUGAUGGAAACAUACAGCCUCCAGUUUAGUGUUACAUGUAAAUCCUCCCAUUAGAGGGCGUGGCCUAAAUGUUUAUGCUAAUUACCAUAAAGUUCAUUUAAAAUAAUAUACAGACUUUAGGAAACUUUCUGUAGAGACAUUAUGGAGACAAAUGAGAGGAUAUAAACAUGUAGAUAUGGACCUGUAAGAAAACACACACACGCGCGCACACGCACACGCACACACACACACACACGCGCACACACACACACACGAGAAACCAUGACCUCACCCAUGCUUGUGGAGAGCUUGUCCACGGUCGUGCUGCAGACUGUCAGUGUUCCCUUCUUCUGUGAGAUGAGGAAGCCUCUGUGAAACCUUCUGAAAUCUCCUCCUCAUCAUCAUCUUCAGCCCUGCUGCUGAGCUCACACCUCAUCUCUGUUGCUCCAGGAGCCGGAAACAAAUCGCUAGCGAGGAUGAAGGUGCAGGAAUCCUCCUCAGACACUGAGAACACACUCUUCAUGAGUGAGAGGAUUUCAGGCAGCACCGUUUUUCUGCUCAGACUCUGGAAUGUAUUCACAAUGAAAACGUUCACCGUGUUUACACACGUCAUCGUGUUCCUCACGCUCACAACGUGUGACAUCACCUGCAUCUCUGCCACUCUGAGGUUCUGCGUCUCGUGCCAACGUGCACAAGUGUUCACACUCUCCCUCGUUCCAAUGGACUCGAAUAUAUUUAAAGGAAUUAUAGUAAAGCAACAUGUAUAUAUGUAUUUUUGUGUGUGUGUGUGUGUGUGUGUGUGAGAUGCUCUAAGUCUUAUUAAUGUGAUAGUUAGGUCUCAGACACACACCUGGAGUUGUGUAUGAAUUCUUCAGCCAUGAUGUCCAUCUACAUUUAAUCCUAAAGUAAACUACUUGAAAUGACCCAAAAAGGAGGACGUGCCGUGAUCACACACACUCACACUCAGUGACACACUCACACUUUCCUCCUUCGUGUUCAGGGAUCCUGCGCCUCUGUUCUGCACACUGACGGCACGCUCCUGCUCGUCUCACCUCUCACUUCCUGUCUCCUCGUCUGUGAUCUUCACCUUUGCUUUAACUUCCUGUAAGCAAUAAUAAACCUACUGAAGCCAUGAGACACUCGGAGCUGCAGAGCAAAGAUCCUCCCUCAAGUUCAUGAAGCUCAUCACUGGAUUCUUCGACACCAACAGUUCAGCAGGACCGACGGCGUCCGUCUGUGCCCUUGAAGCUGAGGCGUGGUCACUGCGUGAAGUUUUAGUGCUGGAGCUACGAGGACGUUGACGCUGACACGUACGUGCCAUGACGUCUCCAGGACACGUCACCACGUGGCCAACACCGGACCUGGAGCUGUAAGGUGAAGGUGCGGUCACCUGUGUGGGACCUGAACGUCACAGAGAAGGAAGCAGGAAUGACGUGACCACAUGAACUGCUCCAUCUUCAGCCCUCCGUUAUAUUGUAGACAGACGAACAGUAACGACACGUCGUCUUUGUUACCUGCUCUCUUAGUAACUGUGUGUUUAAGCUCAUUACUUAUGAAUAUUCACAUUAUUUCAACUGGAAUAUUAAGAGAUCAGUAAUCUAUUUAAUGAUCUAAUCCUCAGCGUGGUCUGGUGUAGCUCCGCCCCUAGACUCCGCUCCAGAGAUUUAACAGUAGGCUCUGGGCAGAUAAACGGGUGCAGUAAGGCAUUGGGGUAGAUUUUGGGGACAGAAGCAAACUUCACAGAGAGAGACUCGUCUCUGCUGAUGUGGAGCUGGUGAUUUUUUGCUGAACUCCUCUUUAAUACUGUGUAAGACUCUUUAUCAGGGCUCUGAGCGAACAGACAGGUCCAGACGACGUCUAGACGUCUCGCUGAUUGUGUACGGAUGUUUAAGUGAAACUGACUCAUUAAAGAUGUUAGCCUUUAAAACACACACACACACACACACACACACAGAGGACAAUCCCAUCCUCACGCUCACCGUCUCACGUCUAGGAGCUUUUUCUUUUGUUUCCUGUUCAGUUACUGGAUGAUGAACACGACGAGUCACGUCUUCUCCUCUGUCCUAGUUUAGGACCUCACGUCUCCAUCAUCUCCUCCAGGAUCCUCAGUAACCUGCUGACACCAGACACCCUGUCACCCGUCUCCAGACUAGCUCACAGUACAUAGUGAACCUGUGUGUGUGUGUGUGUGUGUGUGAGUGU